AAACUCGCUCGGGAGAAUAUUUCGUGAUUAUUGUCGGCGCACGGCACCAAUACAUAUAAACAUUAAUGUCGUAACCGGGAUAUAAAUGUUUGAUAGAGAAGCAUUCGGGCUUUAGUAGCAACUGUCGUCACCACCGCGAUGGAAUCUUUAAGCUUCGACGUGACGAAGAAAACGCUCGCGUUAACAAGAGCGGAACUUCCUGUGCCAGCAGCGAACGAAGUUCGAAUUAGAGUUGCCUACUCCGGGAUCUGCGGGACUGAUCUUCAUAUACUAGACGGAUCGUUCCCGUGCAAGCGGUCAGGUCUUCUCACCCUUGGCCACGAGUUUUCCGGAACAGUCGACGCGGUUGGAUCCUCCGUGAAAAGUCUGAAAGUUGGUCAAAAAGUGGUAGUCGACCCCAACAGUGGAUGCAAUACUUGUGAUUACUGUCACGGUGGAAAUUAUCAUUUUUGUGACGCCGGUGGUAUAAACAAUACCGUGGGAAUCUACAGAGAUGGCGGAUGGUCCACGCACGCUGUGGUUCCAGAGAACCAGGUUCAUGUGUUGCCCGAUGGGAUUCAAAUGCAUCAAGCAGCUCUCACCGAACCACUCUCGUGUUUGGCCCACGGAUGGGACAAAAUUAACCCCGUCCACGUUGGUCUUAAUGUGCUCGUAAUUGGCGCAGGAAUAAUCGGCCUUUUGUGGUCAUGUCUAUUGCAUUUGCACGGUCUCCGGAAAACAGUCACGGUCAGCGAGCCCCAAGAGAAGCGACGAAAUAUGGUGACGAAACUUGAUCUCGACUAUGAGGUGAAGAACCCGAAGGAAGUAAAAGAAGGAUUCGACCUGGUUGUGGAUUGUAGUGGUUCAGGGCCGGCUAUGGAAGCGGCUGUUCCUUUGUUAAGACGCGGUGGUCGUCUCUGUGUAUUUGGAGUCGCUAGUCCCAAUGCAAAAUUGACCAUCGAACCAUUCCAGACUGAUGUAAUUACGAAGGGAAGUUAUGCACGAUGUCAGGAAUCUAUAUAAAAUACUAUUUUAGGAAAAUCGACUGCGCACAUCCACAAUGUCUAUGUCGCAUGUGAACACGUAUUCACCCCUCUGCUAGUAUUUCAAGUUCGCAAGAAAAUCACUCGACAAUGUGAUACACAUGUACAUAUAUGAUCACGAUACGUAACAUGUGUUGUGCUCGUUCUGUAACCAUAGCGAUCCGAAAACCGUAUUGUCUCAUUACAUUCGUCGAUCGCAGACCUAUACAAAGGUUAAAAUCCUUGAUAUCCUUUCACGUGUGUAAGACAUGUAUACCAAUAAUUGUAUCACGUAUAGAUUCUAUACGAUGUAUCGAGUAUCUAUACAUUUCUGCUUGUACAUAACAUCCAACGUAAAAAGGGAAAAAGUGUUUCCAAAAGCAACGUUACCGUUGAGGUUAUUAUACGCGAGGUAACAUAAUGUAUGGAGAGGAUGACAAAUCUGUAUGAAAAACAUUCAUAGUCAUCCAUUACACACACAUACAUACACACACACCUGAAUGAAAUGACGUUUAUUUAGUUUGUGUAGAGCGCAGACGAAUUAGUAUGAACAUAUGUGGAAGAAUAUCGAAACACGAACCACGCUCGCGAAUACACGUGUGCCUAUUCGUACAAAGGUAUGUGUAUAGUUACUAUUCGUAAAUAACACACGCAUGGCCAUGUGUGCAAUAUAUAAGUAUCAUCCUACCACGAGGAGGUCAGUAUGUGUCACAGUAUUGCGGCGGAAGCAAGCGGCGUCACCUGACAAGCACGAACAUCGUAAAGGAUACCUUUAUAGUUCGAAAAUGUGAAAUCUUUGCUAAUCGUUAGUUUAAAAAGCAGCAAAUGGUUUGAUCGAUUGCAAUUAAGUAGAUGUGAUUACCGCUGGUGUUC
Megachile rotundata (alfalfa leafcutting bee) is the source of this 1874-nucleotide messenger RNA. RefSeq names its product D-altritol 5-dehydrogenase. The record is from RefSeq and is a predicted model, not a curated record. Lineage: Eukaryota; Metazoa; Arthropoda; Insecta; Hymenoptera; Megachilidae. Gene Ontology annotation, molecular function: zinc ion binding; oxidoreductase activity.